AUGCGUCUCCAGACUAACCAAGACAGCACCGUCGAGUUCUACACCCUUCGAGGCCCCCUCCUCGGCGUGCCCAGCAAUACCCGCACCCGUCCCCGCCUCAGAGCCGACUCGGAAGAGCUCCUCACCCCGGUCGCGGACCCCAUCGCCAAGCUCACCCGCGAGUGCUCCGCCCUCCGCCUCAAGUUGGCCACCGCCGAGCGCCGCGAACGCAACUCCUACAACGCCCAGCCUCCCGGCUACCGCACCGCGCCCACCUCGGCCCGCACGCCCCCAUACCACACCCUACCCCUCGCAGCGACGGCAGAAAGCGUGCUGGCGCACCGCGAACAGACACGGACGAGCCACCUCCAGGGCGAGGUGGUCAAGCUCGCGGAGCGGCAUCGGGCGCUGGAGAAGACGCUCCGCGAGAUGCAGGAUGCGCUCCGGAUGAAGGACCGCGAGAUCGAGAUGCUCCGCGCAGAGCGCGAUCGGCUGCUCGCCGAGCGCGACGAGGGCCGCGCGAAGAGCAGGAGCGUGAGCAGGGAGAGGUCGCAGCUGUCGAUGGCGGACGAUUACGGUAUGGUGUCGGGCAAUGGCAGAGGCCGCGGGGAUAGGCAUCAUCAGAGGCAUCGCGACAGGAGCAGGAGCAGACGCGCUAUGCGGCGGCCGGACGAGGUGCCCCCGCUGCCGAUAGGGCCUGCGAUGGCGAUGGACGCGGAGCAGUAUGUGCGGGCGCAGAGCAUGGAUAUCUUCCUCACGAAGACCGACGGCUGGUCUGGGGCACAGAUCAUACAGGCCGUCGACGACUUGAACGCAGAGAUCAACCAGUUCGCUGCUGCCGCCACCGAGUCGUGUUCGUUCGCAAAACGAGCCAAGGCGAAGGGCGCCCUUACCUUGACGUCUGCUCUGGAGAACACGACGCCCUGGCUUGGCCCCGCACUCUCCCACAUUCUCGCAUUCCGUGAUCAUACCCAAGACCCCAUCCUCGUUCAGCUUGCGUUACAGGCGAGCAUCGUCACCUGCUGUGCUCGCUCAUUAUCAUUAUUUUGCGUCGGCUUCCCUUCGAAGCUGGACGCCCUAUUGACACGUAUUCUCAUACAUAUGCAGACAUCAGAGCCUCAAGCGACGUCGUCACGCUGGCGUACCCUGACGCACCGUUCAAUACGUAUGCUCUAUCCCGGUCUAGAAGAGUACGCUGUGACGGAGCUCGUGACGACGAUGCUCCGCUGGUCCAGCGCCGUCUUCACGCUCUGCGGCUCAGCCAACGCCCCCACCGCCUCGGACUCGUCCCUGCACGCCCAGCUGCGCCGGAUCGCGGAGGCCGUCUACAAGCUCGCCCGCGUGACGCGCGAAGACAUCCUCUCCACCACGUUCGAGGUGCUCGUCGUGGACAGCGGCACCCCGUUCGAGCCCGGGAAGAUGCUCAACAAGAUGCGGGAGGGCGAGCACGACGGCGACGAGCACGGCUCGCAGAUCGGGGCAGACGUCGACCUCGUCAGCCUGAACGGGAACGGGACCGGCGCUGCGAAGGCGAACGGCGCACACGACUCGGGCCGGGUGCUGUGCACGACGGAGCUGGGGCUCCGGUGCGUGACGCGGCGGGAGCUGAAGGGCAGCGGGGGCGGGUUCGCGGAGGCCGGGCCCGAGGGCGACGCGUUCGAGAGCAGACUGCUGCUGCCGCCCAAGGUCCUGCUCGAUUCGGCGAUGGACGUGAUAGAACGCGGAUGA
This is a messenger RNA of Dichomitus squalens LYAD-421 SS1, 1707 nucleotides long. RefSeq lists its product as uncharacterized. Bases 1 to 1707 code for a protein of 568 amino acids. The transcript has 2 exons. The record is from RefSeq and is a predicted model, not a curated record. Lineage: Eukaryota; Fungi; Basidiomycota; Agaricomycetes; Polyporales; Polyporaceae.